AUGGCAAUCACACACGGCAUAACACAGUGCAGCGAUAGCGGAUAUGGGAGUGUGGAUAGCCGGCAAGAUACGGAUCCUCUACACACUUCACGACGCAAAAGCGCGCAUGAUUUCCAACACACAGCUAGCCCUGGUCGAGCUGCUAUUAGUGCUGGUCGCGAGCACCCGGUAGAGAUCCCAAGAUGUAUGGUGCAGAAGAACCAGGUCGAUGUCGAGCUACUACGCAACGGGCCCGUCGAACCAUUCUUGACGACAGAAACGCUUCAAGAGCUCGACCUUGUCUUUAUCAAACACAACCUGGCGCUAAGAGUUGACAUAAAUUACAACCACGACCUCCACUUCACACCAAUUGCAGGCAGCAGGGCGGAAGACAAGCGCAUCGAGAAAGAGAAGUACCUUCGCUGCCUCGAGUACGAGCUGGAGAUACAUAAACACAAAGCAAUGGGAGGGUGCGAUGGAUGUACGGACAUCGGCAGCAGUGGGCGUGUAGCCUUUAGGUCGAGGCUGGGCUUUCUGUUCUACGACGUGAAAAGUCUGUUAUUCUUGCUCGUACCGGAGGACGAUCACGACGUCAUUGAUGCCAAUCUGGACGUGGACUCUGUCGAUGUGGUUGAAGUCGCUACUGACGAGCACUGUGCGCCCAUUCGAGACGAACGAGCGGUCGAAAUGGCCGACAUCAUGACCAAAGCCGCACUUGAAGGUGAUAUGCAGCGUCUGGUCAUCGGCAUCGAGAGACUCCUGCUCUUUCUUGAGUGCAUGAGGCUAGACGUUGCAAAUCAUCAGAUUCGCACUUAUCGACCGCUUCUCAUCAACGAAGGCAUUCAUUUUCAGAUCGAGUACUUUGAGUCACGCAUCCAGCAGGGUCGGCUGAAUAUUGAUGGCGCGAGGCAAUGGUUCCGUGAGCUGUGCAAUCAGCGUUCCUCUCAUUCGCAAGCCCGACAUGCCAGUAUGCCUUGGAGUACUCCAGCUCAUGGACGAGAUGUCUUGGUUCACGGACUAGUUCAACUCUGCUUCUCCACCGAUGUCGGGUUCCCAAUUACCUUCAAGCAUGACAGCAGCAGGCUACGUAAUAUUCAGCGCGAGGUGCAGACCGAGAUUCACCUCCAAGCACGUUCCGAUGUUUACAGAAAGCUUUUACAGCACCUCUCAGUUAAGCCUUCAGCAGCGCCACCCUUGAACACCGAGUGUCUGCUCGACCUGCUCGAGCCAGAGGGCAGUCGCGGGAAUAGCUAUUACUCGAUACGACCAGAUCAACUUUCGUCUCUCUGGGCGGACAACGCAUCUCAGCUCGCUUUAGAAAUCACUCGCCAGGCGUAUCGCGCAGCCAAUCUCCCGAUACCCGACUACAUGUUUGCAGCAGCGGAAAAGAACCUGCUGCAGAGGUUCAGUCUCGAGCGGCAACACCAUCUCUGGGCUAAGGAAAUAGCCUGCCGACUAGAGCGAGCGGUCCUCCACUGGUGUGCCGUCUUCCACAGCAUGUCACCUUUGGAAAUAUCAGAUGAGCAGCGACGGUAUCAGCAACAAAAAGCCAGCCCACUAUCACUGUCCUGGGCUUCGACUGCACAAGACGCGAAUCCUGCUGAUCCAGAGCCCGGACUCGUAGCUUUCGACAUCCAGGACGCUGCGAGACGGCUCGCCCACAUGACAGUGCUGCACUGGAGAGUGUGGAAAGGACUGGUCUACCUUGACUCGCACGUCUGCAAGGAAUACAACAUCGAUGUUGAGGACGUCGUCGAUCCUGACCGCGGGACUACCGAUAUGCCUCCGGCUUUUGAUGCGAUACCGGGCCAAAUUGAGCUGCCUGGCGCAUCAUCGUCUCUGGAUACACCACUACCACCUGUUUCUUGA
This is a messenger RNA of Cyphellophora attinorum, 1848 nucleotides long. Its product is annotated as Protein SOK1. Lineage: Eukaryota; Fungi; Ascomycota; Eurotiomycetes; Chaetothyriales; Cyphellophoraceae. The transcript is spliced from 3 exons. The record is from RefSeq and is a predicted model, not a curated record. Bases 1 to 1848 code for a protein of 615 amino acids.